GAGGAGUUCUCGCGCUACGAACACCCAUUCGGAUCAUUCCAUUAGUCUACAUGACAUGAAUUAAACUCCUCGGCACAAUUUAACAUCUGAGCUACACAGUACACCAAAUCAGUCCUAUUGGACCUCUACUCUGACCCACCACCUACUAUCUCUACUGUGCAUUACCUUCUACAUAGUAGAACCACCACCUCUGUCUCUCCCCUUCCAGCAUCCUCCACCUCAAUUCUCCAAACCGGCACGUGCCUGUCUCCAGAGCCCCCCAGGCUAGAUCACAAAGAAAACGCCAACAGGGCAUUCUCCUGUCACGCCCGUCACCUCCCAAUCAAAAUGCCUAUCACAGGGGUCUACUUCAUCCCAUCCAACCCAAAUGCAUCCACCGUGCUCGCAACCAUCACCGAGCGCCUCCACACAGCCCUCGCAGACGAGCCCACGCUCAUAGGCCGCUGGUUCCUCGAGCACAAGCUAAUGCGAGAUACGCCAUCAUGCGUGCCCGCCUCCGCCUCCCAGCGACAACUCCAACCGCGCUACAUGCAAUUCCUCUCUCUCUCCUUCCACUCAAACCAUGGCUUCAUCUACACCUCACAGACACCAGGGAACGGCACCCAGCAUCCACCCACCGCCGGGAACCCUGCCUCGACGACCCCCAACCCAUCCAACCCCGCACAGUCAUCCUCCUCCGGCCCAAUGAUCAUGACGACCGUGCCUCUCCCCUCCUGUAGCGCUCUAUUCCAGCAUUUCGGCUACGCGUGUCAACCCCUCUGGUGCCAUCGACACACGGUCACCGUCCCCGCCGGCGUGGUCUACGACGUGGGCGAUUUCCGGGUGCGCAUCGGCGAUGUCCGGCAGACCCAGCCGGCCGUGAGAGUCCGCGGCACGGUCGUAGAGAUCGAAUACCGGGGUCCGUCGCUAGUGGAUUCCAUUUCGGCGCAGAGUCUCGCCAGGAAGGCCAGGGCUGCGCAAAUGGGCCCUGCCUUUGCUACUGCCCUGGAUGACGACGAUGAUGAUGACUCCGGGGUCGAUAUGGCGUUCGCUGAGGGCAUCGAGGAUGCGGAUGUUGAUGCGGAGUAUGCGGCGAGUGCGGCGCUGAUUCGCGAGUUUUGGGCCCGUUUGGGCGUGGAUGGCGCGAGGGAGGCGAUUCUGUUGCCCGAUGUGGGUAAGGAGGCGAAGGAUCGCUUGAGAAAGCUGAGGCAGCCUGUCAGGCAGACGGUGCUUGAUGAUAAGGGCGGUUUUCAGGUGGAUGAGGAUCCCGAUCCUGAUGCUGGGGUCGAUGUGGCGAGGCAGUUUAUGGAGAUCUUUAGAUUUAAUCGGUAAGGGGAGAAUUCGCGAUUGUAGUAAUGUUGAUAUACCCUUACCUCUUAACGAUAUCCUAUUUGGUCAUCUGGUUUAUUGGUCGGCGUGUGGUCCCUUACAGUACCUGGCCUCGAUACGAGAACGCUCAAGGACCACAAUAGUUGGCCGCGUAGCGUUACCUGUCAUAUUUUGGGUGCUUAUCGUUACAUAAGUCUUGAAAGUACUUAAUACCCUAGUUGGAACUACGAAUUGGCUUUGACAAAAUGCGAC
This is a messenger RNA of Aspergillus heteromorphus CBS 117.55, 1560 nucleotides long. RefSeq lists its product as uncharacterized. Gene Ontology annotation, cellular component: mediator complex. The record is from RefSeq and is a predicted model, not a curated record. Lineage: Eukaryota; Fungi; Ascomycota; Eurotiomycetes; Eurotiales; Aspergillaceae. Gene Ontology annotation, biological process: regulation of transcription by RNA polymerase II. Gene Ontology annotation, molecular function: transcription coregulator activity. The transcript has 3 exons. Bases 328 to 1311 code for a protein of 327 amino acids.